Messenger RNA from Pyrus x bretschneideri (Chinese white pear), 9800 nucleotides. RefSeq names its product protein ATAF2. Gene Ontology annotation, molecular function: DNA binding. Lineage: Eukaryota; Viridiplantae; Streptophyta; Magnoliopsida; Rosales; Rosaceae. The coding region runs from base 60 to 899 and encodes 279 amino acids. The transcript has 5 exons. Gene Ontology annotation, biological process: regulation of DNA-templated transcription. The record is from RefSeq and is a predicted model, not a curated record.
UUUGAAGGAGAACGAGGAGGGAUGAGAAACAUCAGCAGCAGCAUUACUAAUUUACUACCAUGACCACCCCAACCAUCGCACAAUCGGCGCCGGACAUGGUGGCUGCGAUCAGAUUCCAUCCCACUGAAGAUGAAAAGGCCGACUUCUUGAGGAAGAAGAUGAAAAGUCACAACUCUCAAGCCUGCCUCUUCCUCCCUGUCAUCGAUGUCCUCAAGUUCGAGCCUUGGGAAUUGCCUGAGCGCAUGUUCCCUGAAUCUCCUUAUCAAGCAAAGGCGUGGUACUCCUUCAGCUGGUGUGAUUACAAAUCCAACAAUAGUCCUCGCUUCAAAAGGAAAACAAAGCAAGGCUUCUGGAAGAUGAACGGCGAUCAACGGGAUGUCGGCCCGAAAUAUUUCACUUGCAAAAAGAGGACAUUAACCUUCCAAAAAAAGACCUUCCAGGAAGGUCGUAGGUCUAAAUCCGUUACGACCAGCUGGAAAAUGCACGAGUACAUUUGCAUUAAGCCUAAACGGGGUUCUAGUCCCCAUCAGGCGAGGGAUCAGCAAAGGGGCUUUGUUCUCUGCGUCCUCAAGUAUAAACCAGCUGAUUCUAAGUCUAAUAAGAAGAAGCUUAAGGCUACUUUGAUCCGUGGUGAUUUAGCCGAUGGUACUGGUAACCGUGGCUACAUUGCCUCUAGUUCCGGAGAUGAUGAAGCUGCUACUGCUGCUGCAACGAAUCAUAUGCCUCCAAACACUGAAGAAGUUCUGGCAUACAAACAGCUAGAACAUGAUCUGCUUGGUAGUGGAAAUCAAGAUGAUGGUGAACCUGGUGGUGGCAGCUCAUCUGAUUUUAAUCAAUCUCUACGCGACAUGAUUCAAGAGUUUGGUGGCAGUUAUGUCCCCCAGCAGGUGAAUAUCUGAAUUCACACUUUCCUCCCUGAGCCACCUCAGCCUCAUCUCCCACCACAGCUUGGAAAUGCUCCUGAAGUCUGCAGUGGCGAAUUGGUUGAUCCUGGUACCAGUGGCUGCAGUACCUAUAAUACCGAUAACCAAGCUGCGACAAUGAAUCAUAUGGUUUCCGACACAGAAGAAAUUCUGGCAUUCAAACAGCUAGAGCGUGAUGUGUUUGCCGGUGGUAAUCACGAUGGUGGUGAACCUGGUAGUGGUAUUUUGACCUUUGGUGAUGGUAAUGAUGAAACUGGUGGCUGGAAAUUCUCGGAUUUCGAUGAUCGAGCUGCAUCUGAUAUGUUUCAAGAGUUGUUUCCUGAGAUGGGAGAAAUUCUGAAUUCAUCUUCUCAACCGCUGCAGCCACCGCAGCCACAUCAGCCACCACAGCCACAUCAACCACAGGAUUACAGCCCUUCCUCACUGCAGCCACCGUUACACACUAUGUAAGAGGUAAUUGAAAAACAAGAAGUUACUAUGAUCACAGAUAAAACAUAAAUAAUUAGAAUAAAACAAUCAAACAAUUAAUGGAAAUAAACUUAUCUUCCAAAGUGGAGGAAGAAGACGCCAUGACUGCUAGGGUUUCAAAAGGAGUCUUCUACACUCAAGAAGCCGAGAGUCCUUGCUAUCAAAUAGGGUUUUUAGCACAAGAUAGGAUAAUUACUGUGAGUGUAGGGACCCCCUAAUAUAUAGAUGCUCAUCCCUUUAAUCUAGCUUAUUAACUGAUUAAAGGGAUUUCGUUAUAGUCCUAAAUGGUAACGAAUUCUAUGUCAACUAAUUAAGGUUUUCAUGAUUAAUUGCACUAAAUAAGGACUCCUAAACCUAACCAAAUAGGGCUUCAUAAUUUUCUCAACUAUUAACUCAGAUUGACCAAGUUACUUGUAUGUCAAGAAACAGUGAGCGCAUGUUCUUUGACACUCACAACUUACAUUGUAUAUAUAAAAUAUCACAGUUCAUGUAAGAGGUAAUUGAAAAACAAGAAGUUACUAGGAUCACAGAUAAAACAUAAAUAAUUACAAUAAACCAAUCAAAUAAUUAAGGGAAAUAAACUUAUCUUUAAAAGCGGAGGAAGAAGACGCCAUGACUGCUAGGGUUUCAAAAGGAGUCUUCUACACUCAAGCAGCCGAGAGUCCUUGCUAUCAGAUAGGGUUUUUAACACAAGAUAUGAUAAUUACUGUGAGUGCAGGGACCUCCUAAUAUAUAGAUGCUCAUCCCUUUAAUCUGGCUUAUUAACUAAUUAAAGGAAUUUCAUUAUAGUCCUAAAUGGUAACAAAUUCGAUGUCAACUAAUUAAGGUUUUCAUGAUUAAUUGCACUAAAUAAGGACUCCUAAACCUAACCAAAUAAGGCUCCAUAAUUUUCUCAAUUAUUAACUCAGAUUGACCAAGUUACUUGUAUGUCAAUAAACAGCGACCACAUAAACUUUCUAAUGUGCAGCACAAAAAUUACAUCGAAACGUAACCCUUAUCGUUAUGAUUCUUAAUCCAGGCUUCUUUAGUCCAGAAGAAUAUAUGGGUCCUCUGUUUGAUCCAUCUUCGUUACAAGAUUACUUGUUGCUGUCACCAAUGAACACAGAACUAGAUGUUGUGCAUACCAAUAACUAUAUUGGAUGCAAUGAUAUCAUUGUUGACCAGGAUUGGUAACUUAGUAUCCUGGGAAGAAACAAUAGACCCUACUUUUAGCGACUGAAAUUUACCGAAGUUACAAGCAUGAGUCUAAGACAGCAACAGUGGAGUAAGAAACACAGAAAAUUAGGUUUAGUCGGUAUUAGCUAUUCAAGAAACACAUCAACAUAGCUAGUGAACAGCAGGAUCUUAGCUAUCGAAGAACAGCAAAAUCUUAGUUAUCAGAAAACAACAAUGGGGGACUUGUAAACCCCAAGAGCGUAAAGCACCACCUACCCUUAUCUACAAUUCAGGAACUGUAGGCAUUAGAAACUUCUUCUGCUAGUGGUGGACGAUUAUGUCCAGGACAACCGAUGUAGGUUACCUAAGCCUUUUCUGUUGGAUUUAUCCAAUAUAAAUAAACCUUUAAGUGGUCUACUACAUGUAAUAGCUAGGAAUGUAAUAUUGGAGAAUAAUGUUGAUUGUGAUUUGAUCUCUUAAAAAUAUCAAUCCUAUAUAAGGUGUCUUAUAUUGGAAAUAAGAUUGAUGAAAUUCUUAAUUGAAUAUGAUUAUGAUACUUGACUUGGAGACUAAGAAAGUAAGUUUAGAUUUCCUUUAUGGAUGGAAACCCUAGCUUUUAGUUUAUGUAAACACGGGUACCUAUAAGCCCUAGAACACACAACAUAAUACUUCCCAUAGAGUAGUUGUAUCGGGCUAGGUGUUUAUAGAAGACAUUGGUGUUGUCGUGCCUUUUCUCCUUCCUUGCUCGAGUACCAUGAUUACAACUGGAAUUAGGUUUGUCACUCUUUCGUUUGCGUUUUAAUUGUAUAACCUUAUAAGACUAAUUGUUGGUAUCAAAGCCACUGGUUAUAUGAUUAAAACCUAUUAGGUUUUAGGUUGGACAUUAUAAUAUUUUUAUGAGUUGCGUUUUUAAUCCAAGUUAUGAUUGCGUAUACUUGGCAACACCACCAUGUUGUUUCAAUCGGUACAAUUGAUGCUUGUUAAUAGGUUAUAUAACCAUUCGGGUUUAGUCAAGAAUUUUUAAUAAUUUUAAGGCACGAAUCCAAAAAAAAAAAAAAAAAAAAAAAAAUCAAGGAUAACAGCAAAUCGUGGUAUCAAUCCUUAUAUAUAAAUCAUGGUAUCAUAACUAUUUUACAAUGGAAACCAUGUGAGAUUUUUCUAUUUCAAAUAUAGUUCAAAGUGAUUCCUUUUGACCAGCCAUAUUAAGUCAUGGAAAAUAGCUUGGGUUAGGGACACAUGAAGUCACAAGUAUAAAACCACGAACAAGGCACUGAGAAGAAUAACGAUUUCGUUCUAUUUCAAUUUUCAUGCUAAUGUUUUGGUUGGAAUGAUUUACCAUGUGCCACUGAUGAUCUCAAUUUUUGUAAGCAUGCUAUAUUUGUUUUACCUUACUGAAGAGUCCCCUCCAAUUUGCAAGCAGAACGAAGUCAUCUACCAAAGCAAAAUGGCUUGUUUAAUUGACUUUGAUUUUCAUGAUGGUUUAUGGUAUUUUGGUUGAUAUAUAUUUGGGUUGAUCCCUGAAAGCUUAAAUUGGUAAUAAGAUAAAGGUAUACUUGCAUGAGUGAUGUGCUAAUUAUUGUAGAGCAUGUUCAUACAUUGAAAACCAUGUUUCAGUUAAGUAUGUCAUGAAUAUGGAUCCAAUUAUUUCAUGUUUGGCAACUGUAUAAAAAUAGGCAUAUGAUUAAUGUGUUUGACUAAGAAUUGAGAUUAUCAAUUUUUAAUCUUGUAUAUGUUAAUAUAAUUCAGUUCGAUCAGGAAGAGCAAUGAUAAAUUUAAGGUUUUGCAAUUUAUCUAAAUUAUUACUCCAGUCAAGGUACCGUUAUGAUAUAAUUUGGUAGCCAUAAAUUUUUAUUAUUUUCUCUACAAAAUGGCUUGAGGUGAUACUCCAAUUGAACAAGAAAUAAUUGCAUAAGUGUCGGCAAAUGGCAUAUGCAGACAUGCCCCAAGUAUGUAAAUGUCAAAUCUAUCUUGUUUGUUCGCGGCUAAUUUUGUUAAUGCCACAUGAGAGCAAGCUUGCUGGAAUCAAAAGCUCCAGCCGCAGGUUUAGGGCAGGUUUUUUUACUGCCACGCGCGAGAACACCUGUGUGAGGUGCGUCCUGGGCGGACAGGCGACAAGGGGACACUAACCACCCUUCAAAUGCCUCACGGAUCAUUGCAGGUUUUCUGUUUUCCUUUUGAAUGGGUAAAAUAAACUCAUAAAAUCAAUUUUUUUUUAGUUGCAUUACAUGAUUAUGUGUAGGAAAUAUAUGUAGACUGAAUUAAAUAGCCAUGUCAUUGGUUGUUGUCGGAAAUAUCCAACAUGGAUUCAAUUUUAAGUAUGCAAACAUGUAGCAAAAUUGACAUAUGGUGUGUUUUAUUAAAGGGAUUGUGUUCUCCUAUAUUGCUUUAAACUUGAGAUGAUCUUAUGUAAAGAAACAAAUGUAUAGAUUAGUAAUACAAUAUACUAGUGCUUAAGUAUGAUCGAGGAUUAAUUCAAGUAAGGUUUAUACUGAUAUUAACUCCAUAAGGAAUUUGCAUGACUAAUCAACUAGUUUUGUUUAUAAUUUUGUUUUCCUGUCUCAGUAGUCAUUUAAUCAAACGUGACUAGUUAACUAUGAAAAAUGGAUGCAUAGUUUGUGGAUUGACUAAGAAUGACAGAAAGUAUCCAGUGACAAGGACAAGAAUACUAAAUGAAUGAGGUUUCCAGUAAUUAUUUGACAAUUCUCACUUGUAUUUUGUCUAUUCUUGUAUGAGAAUUAUGGUUGGUCAUGUGAUUAUAUAUAUGUAUACAAAGAAGUAGUGAACGCAUGAAGGCAUAAGGUAUGUAAUCCAUUCAAAGUAUGUGACUUAAUUGAUAAGCAUGAAUUUUCAAACAUGUAUUAUUGUUUGUGGUUUUUUCUAUGCCUAAAGAAUUUAAACAGUGCUUUGAUUAGUAAAUUUUAUGAGUCAUAAGGGGAGAAGAAAAGAAACUUUUCAAGGCUAAUGUAGGGCAUAUAUUUGAGAUGUUUUCAAUGGAAGAAAAUAAUUUUGAUUGUUCCUUUAUUUAAUUUGAUAUUUACAAAGCUAAUGCAUGAUUUUAAUGCUAUGUUUAGUAGUUUUGUACUACGAAAAUAAAUAUAUAAAAGGAAAGAAACCCAUUUGACUUAAGAAAAACAUUUGAGUGAUUUAGCUUUUAAAUUAAAGGAAUGUAUUGUUCUUUCCCAUUACAUAAAGUAUUUCUAUUUUAAGUAAUUGACUCCAUAAUGAUAAGUAUUGACAUUGUUGUGGUGGAAUAAAACUUGUUCCGUAUGUGAUUAAUCUCUUUCAAGUAUGUUGUCAGGUUUCUUAAGAUUAAUUUAAUGUCAAAGGGAGUCAUGAAGGAAGGAAUUAGUGUCAUUUGUUGGCAAGACUCGAAGCUCGAAUUAGGUUAUCAUAAUUUUGUCACUUACAAUUAAUUAAUCCACUUGACUCUUGUAUUGUUUUAGGGCGGAGUUUAUCAAUGCCUUUUCAGCUAAGCAAGCCGCAACGGCUUAGUUGACAAUGGGAUUGUGUUUUUUGAGUUGCUUCGGUCAACAUUGCAUCUUAAUUAGAAUAAAAUGGAUAAUCUUCUUGCCCACAUGUGUGGAUUAUUUCUUUUAGUUUAAUUAAGAUGGCAUAGUAUGGGUUUUAUUUUACAGAAGUUGUGAAAGUUUCAUCUGCCCACAGGUGUUGAAGUUUUUCAUGAAGGUACUCUUGUGACAUAUAAUCUAGUACUAGAAACUAGUUAAUUUUUCUUGCCUGCAUGUGUAAAUUAAUCUAGUUUCAUGAAGUUUAUUGUGGAAUAAAGUUCCAUGUCUUCAAUUACAAAUAUUUUCACUAUGAGCCCCAUUAGAGGUUGUGGUUUUAAGACUUGUUGAUGCAUAGUAAUGAACCCAUGAAGGUUAAUCAAGGAUUGCUAAGGUACGCAUUAUUUAAGUAUAAUACUUGUAAAUAUUUUCAAUUUGAACUGUGAUGUCUAUUUAGAGGAUGAAAUUUGAUCACUUGAGAUUCCUUUGGACAUUGAAAUUGAAAUAACAUGAAAUUGAAUUUGUUAGAGAUGUUUAGAUUCAUGAUAGAUGAACAUAAUUUUUCUGGCAGAUUGUGUCUUGAUUAAAAUCAGAUGAAUGACAUGUCUAACGGUUACCAAAUGACCUGAAUUUUUGAUAUGUUAAACAUAUAUAUGUCUACAAUGUGUGCAAAUUUUCGUAAUUUUUUGCUGUGUAUUUUAAUUAUGGUGAAUUUACUAGUAACCCAUGCUCAUAUAGACAGUUUUACUGGCAGAUUGCGUUGGUUUUUUGAGUUGUCACUUUAGACUACUAUUUUGACCCAAAACGCCUCUAUAUUUUUAUUUUAUGAAGAUUAGUUUGUCUAUUUUGAUAUUUAUAAUUUUGGUUGCAACCAAGCUUAUAAAUUAAUUAUGAUAAAUUCUAAAGUAAGUGUAACUCGCUGAAAUUCUGUUUGACAACUUUAAGUUGGUUGUAAUGUCUAUUUUAUUAUGUCUAAAAUAUAAAGUAAUUUUAUUUAGGUACAUAUUUGAAAGAGUGUUUGCCCAAGUGGGAGAAUUAGUGAACGAAAAUUGGGCUUCACACUCAUUAAUUUAUUUGCAAGUAUAAACUCUAAAAACUUAGUGGGAGUUCUUAAAUUUUGAUCAUUAAGUGGACUUGCAUAAUACUAUUAAAGCGUUAUUCUGUCUUCCAUGAAUUUGUGUUUUGGUUGAUAACUCGAAUGACAAUAAUAUGUUUAAGUUGCAUGAAUGGAUACUUCGUAUAUGUGUACAUUUUUGCAAUCAUUUGAAUUCCUCGAUUGAUUAUUUGUUAAUCUUUAUAAAGAAUUUUGGGGGCUCAUAAGGACUUAGCAUAAAUGUGGAAUUAUUAAUAUAUAUAUAUAUAUAAGAUGGUUGUUGGAUGCAUGUUUUUGUGUAACAGUGGUAAAUGCUUUCGUACUUAGUUGUACCUUUCAUUGAGGUAACGUGCAUUCAUUGACUAAGUAAGGCUAUUCCCAAAGUCAUAUUUUCAAAAAUAUGAUUUAAGUAUUGAUUUGCAAAUUAAGUAACGAUGUUGCAGAUUAGUGGGAGCUUGAGUUUCGUGUUAGUAAUGGUUUACAUUUGCAGAUGACGUAUAAGUUAUGUAUAGAAUCCAUGUAUUCAUUUUAAUCUCCAGUUGGAUUCAUUAAGUCAUAAUUUUUAUGUGCUAGUCAAUUAUCUAAUGAAAUAUAUAUAUCGGAUAUCAAGUUGUUAUCAAAUUGUAUAUUAAAUGGCAUGGAAAGAUUUUUGCACUACCUCAACUGUGAGCAUUUCCAUCUGCCUACAGGUGUUGGAAAUCACCAUGAAAGUAACUGGUAUGGUGCGUAGAUCAGUGUUAAAAACAUGUUAAAUCAUCUUGCUCACAAGUGUUGAAUUAAUUUGUUUUAUGAAGUUUUGGGAUAUUUUACUUGGACAUGUGCCUAUUUGAUAUUUUCAGUUGUGUUCGUUGGCUACAAACAUUGUUUGUCUUGUUACUGGUCUAAUGAAAGUGAUGCAUGAUUGUUUUGGAGAUGCAUUCACACCUGCAGGUUAUGUUGGUUUCAUUAGAUGAAGGAUAUCUGCGUUGGCCGAUUUAAGGCUUUAAAGAAGCAUAAGCUGGACCUGAGGUGAUAUAAAGUAAGACAUUUUGGUUUUUGGUUUAAAAGUUUCAUCUCUUGUUCAUAAUUUGUGUUUCAUGUGAAUGAGGAUCUUAGCAUGUGUGAUUAUGAAGGUUUUGGGUUGUGUUAACCUUACGACCUUGUUAGUUCCAUGUUGACAAAUGCAAUUGACAGAAACUGCAUUAAGGACAAGAUGUAAUCACUAUUACAUGGCCACUGAAGUGACAUUAGUUUCCAAUCUCAAGUAUAAACGUGAAUGUUACAUUUGGUAAACCAAGUGGGAGAAUGUUGGAUUUAUCCAAUAUAAAUCAACGUUUAAGUGGUCUACUACAUGUAAUAGGAAUGUAAUAUUAAAGAAUAAUGUUGAUUGUGAUUUGAUCUCUUAAAGAUAUUAAUAUAUAAGGUGUCUUAUAUUGGAAAUAUGAUUGAUGGAAUCCUUAAUUGAAUAUGAUUAUGAUACUUGACUUGGAGGCUAAGAAAGUAAGUUUAGGUUUUCUUUAUGGAUGGAAACCUUAGCUUUUAGCUUAUAUAAACACCGGUCCCUAUAAGCCCUAGAACACACAACAUAAUGUUUCCCAUAGAGUAGUUGUAUCCGACUAGGUGUUUAUAGAAGACAUUGGAGUUGCCGUGCCUUUUCUCCUUCCUUGCUCGAGUACCAUGAUUAAUUAGAAUCAGGUUUGUCACUCCUUCGUUUAUGUAUUAAUUGUAUAACUUUAUAAGGGUAACACAUUCUUGUUCCUUUUGGCCCUUUAGUUUUUUUUGGUAAUUUUGGCUGUUUUAAGAAUUCCCUAGUUUUAGAAACUUCAAAGCUUGUUAGGUGAACAUGUUAGUUCAAAGAACAGCAGUAGAAGCCAGUGUUUGAGAUGUCAUCAGGAAAUCUACUCUCCUCCGACGAGUCCAGAUGAAGUAAAGAUGUCUUUUCUCAAAAUCAGCAGUUGUUUGAAGACGCAUAUCUCACGUCAACCAGACUACGAAUAUUCCUUAGCAAAAUUGUCUUCAGAUGGUGUACUUUCUUCAUCAAAAAGUCAUAUGAACCUCAGCGAAAUUUUGUCAAAUAAUGUACUCUCUUCAUCAAAGUAACACGUACCUCAGCAAAACUGUCUUUAACCAUCUUCCAUUCGCGUCUGUCCACUGGGAGUUGCUCAGAGAAGAAUCCGACUGCAAAGCUGUAUCACAAGACAAGGUCAGGGAAGCUGCAGAGAAUUGUGUUGUUCUUCAUCUGCCCGGGAAGAAAACAAAAACCGAGUCUUUGAAGCAGGCCACUAUAGGGUUCUUUCACUGGAGCAUCUCCUCAAAACCAUCAAUCAAGUCCCCGAUGGGGAAUGGUAUAAUACUUCGAUACCAAGUUCAAGUUCUAGCCUCGUACUCAGGUUUUCGUUCCAUAGUCGUGUCUUCUGGAAAUGGCGUUAUACAGGAUCUGCUGCGACGUGGCUGCUGGAGUCCCAAAUAUAUUACAAUAACCAGACACUAAAUGGUGAUGUCCUGGUUGUCGGCAUUGAAAUUUGAGGUUCCAUCCCUAAUGGAGUGGUAAUUGCGAUCAUUAUCAAAAUCGGAUGAUUAUGAUUGGUAUAAUCCUUUGAUACCAUUAAGAAUUAAACAUCCAUCAUUUGUAAAUAUUGCUUUAAUUAAUUUCCGUGUCAGCAGCCGCGUUUCUGUGCA